AUGCAACUCUUUGUCCGAGACCUGCACGGAUCGUCGCUCUCCUUUUCGUCGAUCGAGACCGUCGCCGAGCUCAAGUUCGCCGUCGAGGACCGCACCUCGAUCCCGCUUGACGACCAGCGCCUCGUCUUUGGCGGACGCCAGCUCGACGACACACGCGCCCUUGCCGAUUAUGGCCUUCAACCUGGAAUGACUGUUGGGCUGGCAUUGAGGUGAGCUGAGGGAAGUGAACUUUGACAGCGGAUGGCGCAUUCCGAUCCGGGCGACCGUCCAGCACGCAGCAAGCUGACGUAACCCCCCUCCUUCCUCACAGGUUACGCGGUGGAGGCCCCAAGAAGCGCUGCGGAGCCUACAUCUCGGCCACGGACCGUUGCUCCCAGGCCUCGCUCAGGAUCGUUGGCGACUGCUCCUUCUGCAGCACCUCGUUCUGCGGACGGCAUCGGUUACCCGAAGGUCAGUUGCCGCGCGCGCGCACACCUUGCCCUCGGUCUCGUGAUCCUGUCCCCAAUCUGUCGCGCGCUCCCUCGCUAACAUGGGUCGCUCUCUCUCCUUCUGUACAGACCACAAGUGCGCGAACCUGCAAUCGUGCAAGCAAGAGGCGUUUGAGAAGAACAAGUCCAAGCUGGAAGCCGAGCAGACGACGAGCAACAAGAUCCAGUCCUUCUGA
This is a messenger RNA of Microbotryum saponariae, 664 nucleotides long. Lineage: Eukaryota; Fungi; Basidiomycota; Microbotryomycetes; Microbotryales; Microbotryaceae. The record is from the annotation of a GenBank genome assembly.